Molecule: messenger RNA, 1296 nt
Organism: Porites evermanni
Lineage: Eukaryota; Metazoa; Cnidaria; Anthozoa; Scleractinia; Poritidae
Source: the annotation of a GenBank genome assembly
GAUCUGGAAUCACUGUUGAGGCAACUUCAAUACUUACUAAACAGAUGGGAGAUGCUGGCAAUAAGAGCAAGUUCUUGCACGACAGUUCGCCCCAUAAGGACUUUGCCAGGUUUGUCAGGUCCUAUAAAUCAAAGAGCGGGUCGUCCGGCCUACGAAAUUUCUACACAUCAGUUGGAGUUUCUAAGAAACAGAAUGAGAUUUAAUUGGUCCCAGAUAUCAAGAAUGUUAUUAGUUUCUAGAACUACUCUUUGGCGAAGAAUUAGAAACCUGGAGUCAUUUUCCAGUCGACAUCAUUAUACAGCCAUCACGGAUUCAGAUUUAGAUGAAUUAAUUCGAGGUUUAAGACAAGGAUUUCCAAAUUCUGGUAUCAGUAUGAUGCUGGGACAUUUGCGAAGUAGAAAUAUUUUUGUGCAGCGUCAGCGUGUUAGGGAAAGUUUGGUUCGAACUGACCCUGCAGGGAGUGCAAUGAGGUGGUUUAACACUAUCACAAGGCGUGUUUACAGUGUCCGAGGACCUAAUUCUCUCUGGCACAUUGAUGGACUGCAUUGUCUCAUCCGUUGGAGGUUCGUCAUACAUGGAGGUAUCGAUGGGUUUUCCAGACUUAUAGUGUAUUUAAGUUGUGCUACAAAUAACUAUGCCUCGACUGUGCUUGCCCUCUUCUUAGCAGCUGUGCAGAGAUAUGGAUGACCCUCUAGAGUACGUUCAGACAAAGGGGGUGAAAAUCUAGACGUAGCAAGAGCUAUGCUAAGGCACAGAGGGUUGAACAGGGGAAGCAUGAUUGCUGGACUCUCUGUACACAAUCAAAGGAUUGAGCGACUGUGGAGAGAUGUCUUUAUAGGAGUUGGUCACUUCUUCUACACUCUGUUUUACCAAAUGGAAGAAAAUGGUAUCCUGGAAUCAACAAGUGUCAUAGAUCUGUUCUGUUUACAUUACAUAUUUCUUCCAAGAAUAAACCACCAGUUAAAUCUCCUAGUUGAAGCAUGGAAUAAUCAUCCUGUAUGCACAGAAGGUCAUUGGACUCCUUGCCAAAUCUGGGUAAAUGGUGUUAUUUCACAAGAUAAUUCUGGGAAUACUGCAGUCAGGGACAUAUUUCAUGACAACAGCCAGCCAGAUGAGUUAUAUGGUGAAGAUCCAACAGGACCUGCACCAAAUGAGUUUGACCUGGGUAGUGUUGAUGUACCAGAUACAAACAUUCCAUUAACUGACACAGAACUUGGAGCUAUUUCUCAUAUUCAACCUCUGUCAGUGAGUGAUAACUAUGGGGUGGAUCUCUACUUGGAAACUCGGCAACUUAUU